CCGGAUCCCAAUAGGAUCACUGUCCUGUAGCCAUCUGGCCUGACCCUGUCACAUAUAGUACUAACACUUCUCUGUCUCUACUAGAAAUCCCUCACGUGAUGCAUCCUAGGACUGCAUUAGCCUUCUUCACGGCCGUAUCAUAUUGGUGUGAUGAUGUAUCCAUAAUUGCAGAUGCUGGCACUCUGUUAUAGUGAGAGAAUUGGGUGCUCUUUCUUGUGUAUGCCUGAUGUGAUUUUCUACAGGGACAAAGUCAUCCUGCAUAUAUAUUCCUGUUCUUUCUGAGUUUUGAAAGUAAUCGUCUUCGAGUGAUGGUCCCUAUGUGUAUUCCAUACGUGGGUGUGCAUGUGCACCAUGUGCCUGAUUCCGGAAGUGUUUCUUAGCAGUGCCUGUUAUCCUGCACAUGUGCAGUGCAUCUCCUCAUGCUCUCAGCCGAGGGUAUAAGAGGUAGUAUGGGUCGAUGCCUUCCCGUUCCCUCUUACUGCCACAUGGCCUGAGUUGGGACCCGCUGUUCCUUUGUGCUUUUAAUCUGCUAAGAGAGUUAUUCUUGUUUGUAUGUAGAUAUUUUUACAGUUAGUAAGUUAUGUUUGCCUAGUGUAGUAGUUCUUUUUUCCCGUUCAGGGACCGCCCCCUCCUCCCGGGUACUAUGCCCAGGAUCCUGGGCUUCAGAAACUCUCUCCUGCCUGUGCUCUUUCUCCCUGAGCAUGCUGCACCAUCUGUAAGUCUUUCCUGCCCAGGACUAGGGAAGUCUGCGAGCUCUGCCUUCACAAAUACCUUAUGCAGCCCCAGGUGUCUUCGGAUCCUGUCCCAGGAGACCCACCUGUACAGCGGCCACUACUGGUGGUGAGCGUCCCUCUGAGCUCUGUGUAUGGCUCGGAACCGGCUGUACUGAAUGUCAAGGACAGGUCCUGGCAUGAGAGCAAAAAACACUCACUGGCAGAAGAGCAGAUCUCCACAGAGGACUGCUCACAAGUGCAGCAUUUCCUCCCUGAGCCAGGUUGGGUGAGAUGUGGUGUGCAGAUCUGGCCAGACCGGCACCCAAGAUCCCACAGAUGGAGGACAAGGCCAAGCACAAAUGGGAUCUGGCAGUACCAAUGAUCAUCUUGGCACCCAAGUUUCCAGAAUGCUCACCAGCAUGCGCAACACCACCUGCUCUGCCAGUGCCCAUGCACCUGCCAGACAGACCGGCCACAUAGACUCCACCAGGCUACUCAGGUGUUUCUCUCAGCAUUUCGCGGGUCCCUGGCUGCAUGGAGACAUUCCUGAUGACAGAGGAGUUAAUUCUUUCCUAUAUGGAAUACAGACAGGGACCACAUAUCUUGAAGAAUCUCCAGUUACAGGAAUCCAUCUGUGACCAUUGCUACCACUCGUCUGGCUCCUUCAGGUGUAAGUUGGGCUGAUAAGGUGAAAGCUAACCAUGGAGCUAAAGCUGCCACUCCAGAGCUAGCAACUACACAAACCUGCAUGCCAACACCAGUGCAGAAGUCAUCACGGAGAAAUGAACAGAUGCUGGCUGAACAUCCCAGGAGACGGAAGAAAUUCUUACUUCAUAGGAGCAAGAAAAGAGAAAGAAAGGAUGCAGAAGGAUGGGAAACAGUUCAGCGUGGAAGGCCUAUUCGAUCUCGAUCUACAGCUGUAGCGACAAAAACUCCUGUAGCUGCAGAAUUGCUAAGAGCUAAAGAUGACAGUGACAAAGAAAAUGUAGUCUUCAGAUCAUCAGAAAGUAAACAGAAGAAUUCAUUUGAUGAAGAUAGUGCAUCCAAAAAUAUAGAACCUCUGCAGAAAGAUUCUUUAUAUCUGAGUGAGCAUCCUCUUGCUGAAAGGACUCAGUUCACAGCACACACACUAGAAGAUACCAGAAACACUGGCAACGUGGUUUUACAGGACAGUUCUUGCUUACAAACACCUUCUGAAAUGCCUGCAGUUGUCAUAGACACUGAACUUACUUCAGAAAGUCUACAGAUUGAUGAAUCUCCCUCCCUGAUCUCUGGUAGUAAAGAACAACAUGAAGCAUUAAAAAACAAGAUAGAAAGUGAAAUGGACCCCUCAGACAUUUCAAAUGUGAGUGCUGCCAGAUUGUCUAUGGCAGAAGUCCUUGCUAAAAAAGAAGAGUUAGCAGAUCGCCUGGAAAAGGCCAAUGAAGAAGCAAUAGCUAGUGCCAUUGCAGAAGAGGAGCAGUUAACUAGAGAGAUUGAAGCAGAAGAAAACAAUGACAUUAACAUUGAGACUGACAAUGAUAGUGAUUUUUCUGCUAGCAUGGGCAGUGGAAGUAUAUCUUUCUGUGGCGUGUCUAUGGACUGGAAUGAUGUCCUGGCUGAUUAUGAAGCUCGUGAAUCAUGGCGUCAAAAUAAUUCAUGGGGUGAUAUAGUGGAAGAAGAACCUGCACGUCCACCAGGCCAUGGAAUACAUAUGCAUGAGAAACUCUCUUCACCAUCUCGCAAAAGAACAAUAGCAGAAUCUAAAAAGAAACAUGAGGAGAAACAGAUGAAAGCUCAACAGCUGAGAGAAAAGUUACGCGAAGAGAAAACGCUAAAGCUUCAAAAACUGAUAGAGCGGGAGAAAGAUGUGCGAAAGUGGAAAGAAGAAUUACUGGACCAGAGACGCAGGAUGAUGGAGGAAAAAUUACUCCAUGCUGAAUUUAAACGUGAAGUGCAGUUACAAGCAAUUGUGAAAAAAGCACAAGAGGAAGAAGCAAAGGUAAAUGAAAUUGCAUUUAUAAACACCUUAGAAGCCCAAAAUAAACGUCAUGAUGUAUUGUCCAAACUAAAAGAGUAUGAACAAAGACUAAAUGAAUUACAGGAAGAACGCCAACGGAGGCAGGAAGAAAAGCAAGCACGUGAUGAAGCUGUUCAGGAGCGUAAAAGAGCUCUGGAAGCAGAACGCCAAGCCCGGGUUGAAGAGCUGCUGAUGAAGAGGAAAGAACAAGAAGCUCGGAUUGAACAGCAGCGGCAGGAGAAAGAGAAAGCACGGGAAGAUGCAGCACGGGAAAGGGCCAGAGAUCGAGAGGAGAGGCUGGCAGCUCUCACUGCAGCUCAACAAGAAGCAAUGGAGGAGCUACAGAAAAAGAUUCAGCUGAAGCAUGACGAAAGCAUUCGGAGACACAUGGAACAAAUUGAACAAAGGAAAGAAAAGGCAGCUGAAUUAAGCAGUGGCAGACAUGCUAAUACUGAUUAUGCACCUAAACUUACACCAUAUGAACGAAAAAAGCAGUGUUCAUUAUGCAAUGUCUUGAUUUCCUCAGAGGUAUAUCUUUUUAGCCACAUCAAGGGGAAAAAACACCAACAAGCAGUGAGAGAAAAUAGCAGCAUCCAAGGACGAGAGCUUUCAGAUGAAGAAGUGGAGCACCUGUCAUUGAAGAAGUACAUUGUUGAUAUUGUGAUUGAAAGCUCUGUCCCAGCAGAACCUUUAAAAGAUGGAGAGGAGAAGCAAAAAACUAAAAAGAAGGCAAAAAAGUUGAAGGCACGGAUGAACUCCAGGGCUAAAGAAUAUGAAAGUUUAUUGGAAGCAAAAAAUGCCACCUCUGAAUCACCAUACAAAGCAAAGCUGCAGCGAUUAGCAAAAGAUCUUCUAAAGCAGUUCCAAGUACAGGAUAGCAGUUCAUUGGCAAACAACAAGGUUUCUGCUCUGGACAGGACUUUAGGAGAGAUUUCUCGUAUUCUGGAAAAGGAGAAUGCAGCAGAUCAGAUAGCAUUCCGGGUUGCAGGAGGACUCUCAGCCCUUGAACACAUUCUUCAAGUAGUGAUUUCUUCCACAAAUCUGAAUGCAGUUUCACGGAUUCCUCCCAAGUCACUCUGCAGUGCCGUGAAUGUUUACAACCUGACCUGCAGUAAUUGCACAGAAAACUGCACCUAUGUUCUGUUUAGUAAUAAGAUCACUUUUUUAAUGGAUCUGUUGAUGCAUCAGUUAACGGUUUGUGUUCCAGAUGAAUAUAAUGCAAUAUUAGGAAGAAGUGCAAAUAAGCAAGUAUUUGAAGGCUUAACAACUGGGCUUCUCAGAAUCAUUGCUGUGGUCUUUAGGUGUCUGAUUUCCAGUCUACCAGAUGUAAACAAUCAGCCCACUGCACCCAAAAUAAUACAAGAAGUGAAAAACAAGCCCUCAAAAGUUGAGGCCUUUAACACCAGGGUUCAGGACCUGAUCAGUUAUGUGGUGAAUAUAGGAUUGAUAGACAAAUUAUGCUGCUGUUUCCUCUCCGUCCAAGGUCCUGUUGAUGACAAUUCAAAAAUAGCUACUUUUCUGCAAAAUGCUACAGCAGUGUUACAUGGAAUGUGUCAGCUCUGUUUUGCUGUCAAUGGAAGGUCCUGGACCAUAUUUGACAAUACACAUCAGGAUCCCACAGGACUAACUGCAGUUCUUCAAACUACAGAUCUAGUUGGAGUCUUGCAUAUGCUGUACUGUAUUCUUUUCCAUGGCACAAUCUCAGACUCAAACAUGGCAAGUCCUAAAGAGAGUUAUACAGAGAACACAAUCCAGGUUGCUAUUCAGAGUUUACGUUUGUUCAGUAGCUUCGCAGUUCUUGAUUUGCCAGCUUUUCAGUCUAUUGUAGGUGCUGAGGGACUUUCCCUUGCAUUCCGUCAUAUUAUCAGCUCUUUGCUGUGGUACUGUUCUCAGCAUACCUGUGAAGAACUGCUACAUGAAGUCAUUGUUUGUGUUGGGUAUUUUACAGUCAACCAUCCGGAUAAUCAGGUAAUUGUACAAUCUGGCCGUCACCCCACAGUGCUGCAGAAACUAUGCCAGUUGCCUUUCCAGUAUUUCAGUGAUCCUCGCCUAAUCAAAGUGCUCUUUCCUACGCUAAUAGCUGCUUGUUACAAUAACCCUCAGAACAAGAUCAUUCUGGAGCAGGAGAUGAGUUGUGUUUUACUUGCCACAUUCAUUCAGGAUUUCACACAGAGUUCAGGCCAAACAGAUAACCAGUCUUCUCAACAAAGGGCAGAAAAAUUCUUCACUUCCCAAGAUUAUCUUAAGCUGUCUAACAGAUUCCCUUGCCAGGCCUGGGAAGAAGCACGACAGUUCUUCUUGAAAAAAGAGAAAAAAUAAGUGUUUCGUUUUGUUUCGAUUUUUAAAACAUCUAACAUGUUAAUGUUAAGCAAUUUGUGCUAACUACAUACUUUAAGAAACUGUUUUGGAAACUUCUAGAUACUCUAAAUACUUAUGUUGUAGAUAUAUAUAAUUUGCACUAUUUAUGUCUUAAGUACUGUAGAUACUUUAACGCUCUGUUUUUUAAUUUUGAAAAUUGUUUAUUUCAUUUACAUACUAUGUCAUGGUUUUGGUAGGUUCUACCCUAUGAUGUGUAUUUCUUGCACUGUAAAACUGCUGAAAUUAGGUUACAAAUAGAGAAAAUGUUAUCUUCUAUGUAUCUUGUAAUAAAAUAACUUAUUCUGUU
Chelonia mydas (Green sea turtle) is the source of this 5377-nucleotide messenger RNA. RefSeq names its product S-phase cyclin A associated protein in the ER (gene SCAPER). The transcript has 27 exons. Gene Ontology annotation, molecular function: zinc ion binding; nucleic acid binding. The record is from RefSeq and is a predicted model, not a curated record. Lineage: Eukaryota; Metazoa; Chordata; Testudines; Cheloniidae. Bases 1462 to 5031 code for a protein of 1189 amino acids.